AUGCUCUUUCUCUAUAGCCCUGUUGAAGUCCUUCUCGAUAAAGGGGUUAUUGCCGUGGUCCCGAUCCCUGGAAAGAUGACUGCCCCGACAACAUGGCGAUGUGUGGUCCUAGAUGAGUCUAAGGGCAAGGACAUGGUGUAUGAUCACGGCAACGGAAUUCACACCAGGGUGAAGGACUUAGAUGGACAGGUCUUACAGUUCCUCAACGAUAAUAAGUACCUGCAGGCAAAGAAGCUGCAACUCGCCGAUGUUACCGAGAAGGUCGAGGCAAAGAGAUUCUGGCCGUCGGAGGGCGCUUACUUGCACAAGUCGACUCUCAAGACCCUUGCUCGUUGUUUGCCAUAUGUUAUGGUGGUGUCACCUGGUGUGGCAGGUGAGCCUGACCAGAUGCCGCAAGGAACUGGAACCUUGACAAGUGACAAAGGACGAGUCCUUGGUCAAUUUGAAGUUGAAGGCUCUCAAUAUAUUUUCGUCGGCAACUUGACUGGUUUCGGGCAGUCUUUCUCCAUUCCCAAUGCCGACAUCACCUAUGAUUCAGCCGACCAGUUACACAAAGAAUCUGAAGAAUUCGAAAAGUUACCCAUAGAAAAGGACCAGAUUGAACUUAAGCUCAAGAACGGGGUUGCCAUCACGGGCGGGUUUGAUAUGCCCUUCAGCGAUGGCGAGGUCAAGAAAGGGACCGUUAACCUCCGUACGGAGGAUACGCACCCCAACAAUACGGAGGCCCUCCUUCAGGACCUCCGCCCCAGGGCUAUCAGCAGCCUUACGGUGCCCCUCCCCCACAGGGCCAAUACCCCCCUCAGCAAGGCCACUACCCCCCCGCCUCAACAGGGUCAUUAUCCUCCACCCCAGCAAGGCCACUACGGUGCCCCUCCUCCGCAGGGAGGUCAGUACGGCGCGCCACCUCCUCAACCCCAUGGAUACCAUGCUCCGCCCGGGCAGCCUCCAUAUGGCCAACAGCAGCAUGGUUAUGCCCCUCCAGGCCAACCGCCCGCGGGAUACCCACCUCCAGGCCAACCACCCGUUGGAUACGGCGCACCACAAGCCGGCGGCUUCCCGCCCCAGGGUAUUCCGUCACAGCCUUCACCCGGUUACAUCCCUGGUCAAGUAGCACCAGGCGACUACCGGCCCCAAGCAGAUGCGCUCCGCAAAGCAAUGAAGGGCUUCGGCACGGACGAGAAGGCCCUGAUUGCAGUCCUCUCGCAACUCGACCCUCUCCAGAUGGCCGCUGUCCGCGACACAUAUUCUAAGCACCUCGGCCGCGAUCUGUUCAAGGAUGUCAAGUCCGAGACCGGAGGGGAAUUCCGCGAUGGCCUACUUGCCGUGCUGGACGGACCACUUAUGCAUGAUGUCGAGAGCGUGCACUCGGCAAUCGAUGGCGCUGGCACGAAGGAGUGGCUACUUAACGAGAUCCUUCUCGGCCGCUCCAAUGCCGAUAUGAAUGCUAUCCGGACCGCCUAUGAAAUGAGAUAUAGGCGUUCGCUUUCUAAAGAUGUCGAAGGCGACCUCUCCUUCAAGACGUCCACUCUGUUCGCCAUUGUCCUUCGCGCUGCUCGCACUGAAGAGUCUGUCCCUAUCAACCCGCAAACCAUCGAGGCGGAUGUUCGCUCCCUGCAAGGGAAGAACGUCACAGAGGUGUGCUCAAUCUUCGCCAAGGCGUCCAAUGCCGAGCUCCGCGCUAUUAGCCAGGCUUUCCAGUCACGCUAUCAUAUUCCACUUGAGAAGUAUAUCGAGAAGGAAUUCUCGGGUCAUAUGGAAGAUGCGCUGCUCUUGAUGCUCCGCUCGGCUACGGACCCUGCCAUGCGUGAUGCUAUCCUACUCGAGGAAUCCAUGAGUGGUAUGGGCACCAAGGACGAGCGCCUUGUUGUUCGUGUUGUUCGAGCCCACUGGGACCGCAACCACAAGGGGAUGGUCAAGCGCGCGUACCAGCACAAGUACGGGAAGAACUUGAUUGAUCGCGUGCGCGGCGAGACAUCUAGUGAUUACCAACGUUUGAUGAUUGCUCUUCUUGAGUAA
Molecule: messenger RNA, 2016 nt
Organism: Penicillium verrucosum
Lineage: Eukaryota; Fungi; Ascomycota; Eurotiomycetes; Eurotiales; Aspergillaceae
Product: Annexin type fungal XIV
Exons: 7
Coding region: 1-2016 (671 amino acids)
Cellular component (GO): cytoplasm
Molecular function (GO): calcium-dependent phospholipid binding; calcium ion binding
Source: RefSeq, a predicted model, not a curated record